This is a messenger RNA of Microthlaspi erraticum, 456 nucleotides long. NCBI's taxonomy places the organism in Eukaryota, Viridiplantae, Streptophyta, Magnoliopsida, Brassicales, Brassicaceae. The record is from the annotation of a GenBank genome assembly.
AUGUUCCGCACUCACUAUCUUCAUGGCAUCACAGAAUCUCUAGGCUGCCAUGGAUGCGAGACAUGGGGUCUUCCCAAAUCUCUAGCUUCUUAUAUCAUGCCUCUUCAAUGGUCACUAACACUAACGCGUGUUGAGGACAGCGUCGUUUCAAGCUUCAAAGUUGUUAGGAUUUGUCAAAACAAAGAUGGAGAAACGAAUGUGUGGAGAGUUUGUAUGUCUUCGUCUGGGACAGGGAAAUGGGCUUUCAAGCGACUUUUCUUCUCUCGUCCUGUUAGCUUGACUGGUUGUCACCUUUGCAUGAAUCUCAACGGGAUGCUUUAUCUGUAUUCUAUUGAAUCUGGUGUCCUUAUCACUCAUGACUUUUAUGGCCCUGGAGAUGAUGAUCAGUGUCUAGUUAUACCUCUCUUUGUACCUGUCCCAUAUAAUAGCCAUGCGAGUAAGGAAAGAAUCAAUUAA